Molecule: messenger RNA, 1535 nt
Organism: Myotis myotis
Lineage: Eukaryota; Metazoa; Chordata; Mammalia; Chiroptera; Vespertilionidae
Product: histone deacetylase 1-like
Molecular function (GO): histone deacetylase activity
Source: RefSeq, a predicted model, not a curated record
GCCGGAGCGACAGCAGGCGAGCAAGAUGGCGCAGACUCAGGGCACCCGGAGGAAAGUCUGUUACUACGACGACGACGGGGAGGUUGGAAGUUACUAUUAUGGACAAGGCCACCCAAUGAAACCUCACCGAAUCCGCAUGACUCACAAUUUGCUACUUAACUAUGGUCUCUACCGAAACAUGGAAAUCUAUCGUCCUCACAAAUCCAAUGCUGAGGAGAUGACCAAGUAUCACAGCGAUGAUUGCAUAAAAUUCUUGUGCUCCAUCCGCCCAGAUAACAUGUCUGAAUACAGCAAGCAUAUGCAGAGAUUCAACGUUGGUGAAGACUGUCCGGUAUUUGAUGGCCUGUUUGAGUUCUGUCAGCUAUCUACUGGUGGCUCUGUGGCAAGUGCUGUGAAAGUUAAUAAGCAGCAGACGGACAUCGCUGUGAAUUGGGCUGGGGGCCUGCACCAUGCAAAGAAGUCUGAGGCAUCUGGCUUCUGUUACGUCAACGAUAUCGUCUUGGCCAUCCUGGAAUUGCUAAAGUAUCACCAGAGGGUGCUGUAUAUUGACAUUGAUAUUCACCAUGGCGAUGGCGUGGAAGAGGCCUUCUAUACCACAGACCGGGCCAUGACUGUGUCUUUUCAUAAAUAUGGAGAGUACUUCCCAGGAACUGCAGAUCUACGGGAUAUUGGGGCUGGCAAAGGCAAGUAUUAUGCUGUUAACUACCCGCUUCGAGAUGGGAUUGAUGACGAGUCCUAUGAGGCCAUUUUCAAGCCGGUCAUAUCCAAAGUGAUGGAGAUGUUUCAACCCAGUGCAGUCGUCUUACAGGGUGGCUCUGACUCCCUGUCUGGGGCUCGGUUAGGUUGCUUCAAUGUGGCCAUCAGGCACGCCAAGUGUGUGGAGUUUGUGAAGAGCUUUGACCUGCCUAAGCUCAUGCUGGGAGGAGGUGGCUACACCAUUCGUUAUGUUGCCCGAUGCUGGGCAUAUGAAACAGCUGUCGCCCUGGACACAGAGAUUCCUAAUGAGCUUCCAUACAACGACUACUUUGAAUACUUUGGGCCAGAUUUCAAACUUCACAUCAGUCCUUCCAAUAUGACUAAGCAGAACACAAAUGAGUACCUGGAGAAGAUCAAACAGCGGCUGCCUGAGAACCUGAGAAUGCUGCCCCAUGCCCCUGGGGUCCAAACGCAGGCGAUUCCUGAGGACGCCUUUCCAGAGGAGAGUGGUGAUGAGGAUGAGGAAGACCCUGACAAGCGCAUUUCGAUCUGUCCCUCUGACAAACAAAUUGCCUGUGAGGAAGAGUUCUCCGACUCUGAUGAGAAGGGAGAAGGUGGUCUCAAGAACUCUUCCAACUUCAAAAAAGCCAAGAGAGUCAAAACUGAGGAUGAAAAAGAGAAAGACCCAGAAGAGAAGAAAGAAGUCACAGAAGAGGAGAAAACCAAGGAGGACAAGCAAGAAGCCAAAGGGGUUAAAGAGGAGGUCAAAUUGGCCUGAGCAGUCCUCUCCAGUUCUGGCUUCUUGCAAAGUGCCCCACCUUCCUCCUCUAACCCCUCAG